UUGCGACUCAAACUGUCACCAAACACUCAGGUAUUUUGACUUCACAUCUACUCUACACUUUACACAACUGCAGACACUUUACAUUUCUAGCUUUCUGUGAGUAGUUUGGGUUUUUGGGCGAAAAUGGCUGAAGAAGUUGCUCCGCUUACCGACGAAGAAAAAUAUGAACUCGCCCUGCAAACGGAGCACGAGCUGGCUCGGCUUGCCCGAACUUACACUAUCAUGGAUCGCAACCGGGCUGAGUUCAUGCAAGCUGGAGCAUGUGGAAAACUGGCCAAACACAGAAAAGUGCUGAAUAUUUUCAUAAAAGAGCAGAAGAAUAUUUUAACUGACUUGGCCGUGGCCUCAGCAGGCGCGCGAGUAAAGGAAGACGUUAAACUAUCAAGCAAAUUAGGCCAUUUACUAGUAGAAUACGAUGAAUUCGAUAACGAAAUCAGAACCGAGAGAAACUACACCAAAGAAAUUGAGGACCAGAUCCAGAUGGUUAAGAAGAAAACUCUAGAUCUAGCAGCUCAACAAAUAAGUGAAGACAAAUAUCAAGAACGAGUUCUGAAAGGGGAGCAAACCGUUCAAACUUUGGAAAACAAGUUGGAAGUCCAAGUGAAAAAGUUUUGCGCUAUUUGCUCCGAUAACGUUCAGCUGCGCUCAGAAAUUCAUCACCUUUUAAAUGAAAGAACCGAGUUCAAUAAAAUAUGGGACAAACUCAUAAAAAAUCUGUGCAUUGGCAAAAAGUUCAUGAUCGAUCUAAUCGAACAGGCAACGAUUGCGUAUGAUCAACGAGAAGAAUGGGUUUCCAAGUUACAAUUUUUACGAACUAAAGCUCACAACGAAUUAGUAGCGCAUAUCCAAGAAAUGAGAGAAAUGCAGAGAAAGCGCGACAACGAUGUUAAGCUGCAGGAGUUUUUUGCCACUAAGGGCCAAAAGCGAUUCAUGAAGGACUUGGAGGACAUCUAUUUGAAGAAGAGGCAGAAAAAUAAGGCCCUGAUUGAAGUCAACCUGGAAAACUAUCUAAAUCUGCUGAUAGCAAUAAGGGAAUUUGCCCACAUAGAACACAUCCCUGAAAUAGCCAAGGAAUUUCUGAAUCAAGAAGAGGAAAACUUUGCCAAAUUCAAAUACGUGAAUGAUCUCAACAAGCAAAUGGAGGAACUGAGCGAUAGGCUUACGAUAUGUUAUGCAGAAAUUGACGCACAAAAAGUGUUGCAUGAACAACGCGGUCAGCAACAAGAUGAGACUUUGAAAAAUUUUGAGGAAAAGGUGGUCAAUAAGAAGAAGGAAGCAGCGCAAAAAGAAGCAGAGCUUCAUGCCGUUGAACAGAAGCUUAACGCCAUCCUGGGUGGUAUGGGAACAUUAUUCAAACUAUUCAGAUGUGAUAACAAUCCGCUAAUUCACAUGUUGGGCCACAAUGAAACAAUCCAUUACUAUAACGCUCCUCUGUAUAUGCAAAUAUUGGAGAAAACCAUACACGAAGCUCUAGUUACCGUCCACUCGAAAGAGAAGAAUGCCACUGCCAAGAAAAAGGGAGUAAAACAGGAAGCUUUAGUUGUGCGUCAAGACAUUAUACCUGCAAUAAUUGAACCGGUUGAAAGAAUAUGCCAAACCAGCCCCUGUCCGCUUUGCGUGGAACAUGAUCUGGUCAGCGAUGUGAUUGAUGAGCUACAGUUUGCCUUUACCAAAGAGGAAAUUCAAGAAAAACUCAAAACGAGGCUCGAAAUUGAGGGAUCUCAAUGUGGGCUGCAUAAUGUUUCUGCUUGCCAUUUGCCCAAAUCCAGACAAAUUAUACAAAAGCGAUAUCAAUAAAAGGUUUCACUUUUGAGUAUUAGGA
This is a messenger RNA of Dendroctonus ponderosae (mountain pine beetle), 1822 nucleotides long. Its product is annotated as coiled-coil domain-containing protein 63-like. Bases 124 to 1797 code for a protein of 557 amino acids. The record is from RefSeq and is a predicted model, not a curated record. Lineage: Eukaryota; Metazoa; Arthropoda; Insecta; Coleoptera; Curculionidae. The transcript is spliced from 8 exons.